AUGGAAGAGACCGCAAAAAAGACGAUAUUUUAUGGUGUGAAUACGAGCGUUGGUCGAUUCUAUGAAAAAAGACAGUAUUUAACUGGCGCUUUGGAAGGAUAUAGUAAAGCAUUGCAAGAUGAUCCAGAUAAUACAAGGACGUAUAUUGAUCGAUCACGUGUUCACCUCAAAAUGGGCAAUAUCACACAGGCACAAGAAGAUACAAAUAUUGCACUUUCACUUAUAGAAGAUAACGUUAAACCAAAAUCACCUAUUGUAUCGUAUCGUUCUCCAGAACUUUUGUCAUAUUAUGCGUGUAUACAAAAGGCUGAAGUUCUCUAUGCAAAUGGUGAGUUUGAGCUAGCGCUUAUGUAUUUUCAUCGAGCUAAUAAAAUAAAACCUCAACAACCAAAUUGUGUAGAAGGAAUUCGAAAGGCCACAGAGAUUUUAGAAUGUACCAUCUGUAGUCCACACGCAAAAUUAACAAUUAGUGGCGAUUUAAAUUUUUUUAAAAAUGAAGAAAAAUCUGUUCCUAAUAUUCGUUCUCGGCCACCCAUUCGUCGACAAUCAUCAACACCACCUGUCGUACUCACAGAAUAUUCAAAAAAAGAAGCAAAUCGUUUACUCAUAGAAAUUGCCAAAGAUCGAAAAUUAUUGUUGAAUUUAUGUACAGAUUUACAACCAAUCGCAGGGUUCACAGGACUGCAGAAAGCGAAAGAAGAAGCAAGACAAGCAAUAUUUAUUACCGAAGCUCAAUUGAAAUUUUUAGAUAAAGCCGAAUGUUUACAUGUUGAUGAACAAAAGGUUCGUUCAUAUCUUAAUUGUCUACCGGGCAUGGAUCGAUUAACAUUAAUUCGAUUUGCUGAAGAAGAGCUCAUGCAUCUUCAAAAGCUAUCAUCAAAAGAAAAAAGCAUGGAGAUUUUAUAUCGCGCUAUGAAAGUGAUCAAUUGUCUCAAAUCCGAUGAUAGUCUGUUGGAUAUGAGAAGUCGUUUAAUGCUGGCAGAAGCCUAUCGAUUAGCCGGUCGAUCUUAUACAGAAAUUAAAAUAUUUGAUCAAGGACUGGAAAAUUAUACAGAGGCUCAUCGAAUAUUAUUCCCGUUGAAAGAUCAAGGAUGUUUAUAUCGUGCGACAUUUGAUAUCGCUCGGUGUUACAUAUCAGCGAAUAAAUAUGAAGAAGCAAUCCUAUCUCUUCAAGAAAUGAUGAAUGAAGCAAUCAGUGAUAAUGAACGUUCGUUUGUCUGUCAACAAUUAGGAUUUUGCUAUUUAGGAUUAGAAGAUAUACAGAAAGCUAAAAAACAUGCUGUCGAAGCUUUGGAUUAUGCUAGCUCAGCCAACGAAGAGUUAAUGGUAAUCGAAGCAAAUAUUCUAUUAGGUAAAAUUUAUUUAAAAUCAUCCGAUUUUCAACGAGCAGAAGAAUACAUUAUUUAUGCGCUAAGUCUCAAGGACCAACUUGGAGAUCUAGAAAAUAUGGAACAUUUAGAUGAAUUGUUAUUAGAAAUAAAAAAAUUAAAAAAAGAUAUAUUUCAACAGAAGUAUAAUCAAUUUAUACCAGAAAAUAUCAUUCAAGUUGAUGAACCUCGUUGGCUAUCAUCUAUCAUGCAAAAUGAAAAUAACAAACUACAAUCAGAUACAAUUGAUAAAAUUACAAUUGACUCUCAAUAUGAUAAACAAGAAUGGAGAAUGUUAACACCUUAUUAUCGUCUAUUUGAUUUAAGUUUAGAGCGAAUGAAAAAUAGAAAAACAGGAAGAAGAAUAGACACAAUCCAAGUAUCUAUUAAUGAUACAACAUCCGAACAUAGCAAACAAACAAUUUAA
This is a messenger RNA of Didymodactylos carnosus, 1794 nucleotides long. The record is from the annotation of a GenBank genome assembly. Lineage: Eukaryota; Metazoa; Rotifera; Eurotatoria; Philodinida; Philodinidae.